GUGAGCUGGGCUAGUGCGUCGGCUCGGGGGUUGAGGCCCGAGAGGCUGGACAGAAGGUUUUUCUUGCUCCCUGCUGCCGCCAGAGCAGGCCUUAGUGGAGACCACUGUGGCAUUUCCUUUUCUAUUUGUUGUAGGUUCCGUGGCCUAAAACGAAGGAAGUAAAAUAAGUUUUCCUACUGAGAAGGCUCAGUUUCAAGUAUAUGUUACGAAAGGAAUUAAUCAGAGAAAAGUACACAGGGUAGAGAGAGGAAUCUGGAAAAUCAACUGUUAUUUAUUGUGCCAGGCACAUUAUGAUGAAUAAACUGGUCUUGUUUCCCGCUUCAGGGGAAACAGACUCGUGAGGAAGACAAUAAGGUAACAAGCCAGUUGUCUUGUCCCACAAUCUGGAUCUGGAACAAGACACCUUGUAGAGUCCUCUAAUUUGUUUCUCCCUGAGCCUGGCCCUUGUAUCCUCUGGAAACCGGAAGCCAGCCCCUGACACUGCUUCAGGCUCAGGGUCAGCCUCUUGGCAAGGCCGCUUCAUAGGUUUGGUGCACUGUGAGUGGCUUCACAUCAGGAGGGAGCUGCUGGGAUGGCCAGUUGUCCCAUCAUUGAAGAUGCUGAGUUUGACCUUUGAUUAAGAUGGUGGCAGACAGCUGUCUCCUUGGCAAACUGUCAUUCUUCUGUGAAGAAGAGCUUUUCCUCAUCAAGUGGGGAUGAUUACAGUUCUUAAAAAGGAUGGCUGCCCUUUUUCUAAAUAGGUUAACUCUACAAACUAUAAAGACUGAAAACAAUUGCAUUGGAUGUUUUGGAAAACACAUUGUGCAAAAGACAGCACCAGUAUGGUGGUCCUCUACUGCUCCUACCCCACGGCUGGCCUUUCUAGGUCAUGCAAAGGCUUUUAGCACUGUUGAAGACAUCCAGGAUGAAAGAAAAAAGAAAAAAAAGGAUGGAACAUUGUUCAGUAACAUUGGAAGAAAAAUUAGUGCCCGAAUUAUUCACGUACUGGAUGAGAAGGGCAAUGAUUUGGGAAACAUGCACCGAGCAGAUGUGAUUAGACUCCUGGACGAGCGAGACCUGAGGCUGGUUGUGAGGGAUGCCAACACGGAGCCACCGCAGUACCAGCUGAUGACAGGGAUACAGAUUCACGAAGAACGACUAAGGCUGAGAGACAGGGAGAAGGCUAGGCCCAAAAUAGGACCAACCCUGAUGAAGGAGCUAACUUUUUCUUCAAAUAUUGGGCAACAUGAUUUGGACACAAAGAAUAAACAGAUUCAGCAUUGGAUUGAAAAAAAAUUCAAAGUUCAAAUUACUAUAAAGAAAGGGAAGAACACAGAUGAGCCAGAAAAUAAAAUGGAGGAGAUAUUUAAUCAAAUACUCGAGACUAUGCCUGGAAUAGCUACCUUCUCAUCCAAGCCACAAGCUACUAAAGGAGGAAAAGCUUUAAUGUGUGUUCUCUGUCCUCUGACCAAAAAGGAAGAGGACGGAUAUAGAGAAACUGAGGAGACCCAGAAAAGAGACACUUUGAAAAAAGAUCAUGGAAAUGAUAAAGAAUCAAAUGUUUUACAUCUGUGAUUUUAAUAAAGAAAAACAUGCUUCUGA
Molecule: messenger RNA, 1581 nt
Organism: Otolemur garnettii (small-eared galago)
Lineage: Eukaryota; Metazoa; Chordata; Mammalia; Primates; Galagidae
Gene: MTIF3
Product: mitochondrial translational initiation factor 3
Exons: 6
Coding region: 718-1554 (278 amino acids)
Biological process (GO): mitochondrial translational initiation; ribosome disassembly
Cellular component (GO): mitochondrion
Molecular function (GO): ribosome binding; translation initiation factor activity
Source: RefSeq, a predicted model, not a curated record